This is a messenger RNA of Stegastes partitus (bicolor damselfish), 788 nucleotides long. RefSeq names its product peroxisome assembly protein 12-like. Gene Ontology annotation, molecular function: zinc ion binding; protein binding; ubiquitin-protein transferase activity. The transcript is spliced from 3 exons. NCBI's taxonomy places the organism in Eukaryota, Metazoa, Chordata, Actinopteri, Pomacentridae. The annotation marks the transcript as partial. The record is from RefSeq and is a predicted model, not a curated record. Gene Ontology annotation, biological process: protein monoubiquitination; protein import into peroxisome matrix. Gene Ontology annotation, cellular component: peroxisomal membrane; peroxisomal importomer complex.
AAUGAGGCGACUCUGUGUUUUCGCUGUAAUGCUCGGUGCAGCGGCAGGUGUUGUUAAAUCACCGUGUGAUGCUGCCGAAGAACCGCAAAGACGUUUGGAGACGUGACUGACUCUGUCCUGCUAACGGCUAACAGCUAGCAGAAGAAGCAGCCAUGGCAGAGGCCGGAGCCCACAUCACCUCCACCGCUGCCAACGAGCAGCCGUCCAUCUUUGAAGUCCUGGCACAGGAGUCUCUGAUGGAGGCGGUCCGACCGGCUCUGAAACACGCUGUCAAGGUUCUGGCCGAGUCCAACCCGUCCCGUUUCGGCUUCCUGUGGAGAAGCUUCGAUGAGCUCUACCUGCUGCUGGACGUCCUCCUACAGAACCACUUCUUGUCCAACUGCAGCGCCUCCUUCUCUGAAAACUUCUACGGCCUGAAAAGAGUUUCGGGUGGCCGAGGACUUCCGGUUCGCCUGGGGCUGCACAGGAAGUCCCACUGGCGCUCUCUUCUUCUUCUGUGCCUUGUGCCGUACCUGCGGGCCAAACUGGAGGCGACGUUGGCCCGGCAGAGGGACGAGGAGGACUUCUCCAUCCGACUGGCUCAGAGCAGGAGCCAGAGGCUGUACCGGGCGGCCGUGGCAGCGUAUCCGUACGUCAGCUCGGCCUGGCAGGCCUGGAUCUUCUGCCAGCAGCUGCUGUUUGUGUUCGGAGUCACCAAGACCCACAGUCCUCUGCUGUGGCUGGCCAGGGUCAAGCUGGCACGACUCAACACUCAAGACAUCAGAGACAUGGAGCUGAAAAGCAGCACC